Molecule: messenger RNA, 852 nt
Organism: Cajanus cajan (pigeon pea)
Lineage: Eukaryota; Viridiplantae; Streptophyta; Magnoliopsida; Fabales; Fabaceae
Product: putative CCR4-associated factor 1 homolog 11
Cellular component (GO): CCR4-NOT complex
Molecular function (GO): poly(A)-specific ribonuclease activity; nucleic acid binding
Source: RefSeq, a predicted model, not a curated record
AUGGAAUCAGAGUUCUCAUCAGAGUAUCAGAACAUGGAUUUCCGACGUGAUUCAAUCGUUACCCGAUCAGUAUGGGCAUGCAACGUGGAGUAUGAGUUUCAGUUAAUCGGUUCAGUCAUCGGAGACUAUCCUUUCAUCUCUAUGGAUACAGAGUUUCCCGGCGUUGUUGUUCGUUCCGACCCUUCUCUUCUUCGCUUGCCGGAAAAUAACUACGCCACACUGAAAGCUAACGUAGACCGUCUGGACCUGAUCCAAGUUGGUCUCACCUUUUCUGACGCUGAAGGCAACCUCCCGAAAUUUGGAUCCUCUAAUUCCUUCAUCUGGGAAUUCAACUUCUGCAACUUUGACGUCACGCGUCAUCUUCACGCGCCUGAUUCCAUCGACCUUCUCCGUCGUCAAGGUAUCGAUUUUGAAAAGAAUCGCAGAUUUGGAAUUCACACUGCGCAUUUUGCUGCACUCAUGAUGCGUUCUGGGCUUGCGUGUAACAACAACAUUCACUGGAUUACUUUCCAUGGCGCUUAUGAUUUUGGGUACUUGUUGAAGGCGCUCACUGGCCGGCCUUUGCCUCAGAAUUUGGUUCAGUUUCUGCAUGUGGUGAAAAAAUUCUUUGGAGUUAGAGUGUACGAUGUUAAACACUUGUUGAAGUUUUGCCCUAAUCUUUAUGGCGGUUUAGACCGUGUUUGCAAGUCUUUGAACCUUGAUCGUAUGAUUGGAAAGAGUCAUCAAGCUGGAUCGGAUAGUUUGCUCACUUUACAUGCUUUUCUAAAGAUUAAAGAUACCUAUCUCCAGACACAAGACCAAAAUAGCAUGCUCAAGUAUGCAGGUGUUAUGUAUGGUUUAGAGGUGCCUUGA